This is a messenger RNA of Tarenaya hassleriana, 998 nucleotides long. RefSeq names its product mitochondrial import inner membrane translocase subunit TIM23-1-like. Bases 120 to 683 code for a protein of 187 amino acids. The transcript has a single exon. Gene Ontology annotation, biological process: protein import into mitochondrial matrix. Gene Ontology annotation, molecular function: transmembrane protein transporter activity. Lineage: Eukaryota; Viridiplantae; Streptophyta; Magnoliopsida; Brassicales; Cleomaceae. Gene Ontology annotation, cellular component: TIM23 mitochondrial import inner membrane translocase complex; mitochondrial inner membrane. The record is from RefSeq and is a predicted model, not a curated record.
AAAUACGGCCGGUUUGCGUGAACCGGGAGCGUCAUUUCUGGAGAAGGCGUCCAAAGGGAAGUGUCCUCUUCUUCUUUAUUCGCCACCAUCAAACCCUAACCCCUUGAUCACGCGUAACAAUGGCGGCGAAUCAUGGCUCCGAUCACGAAUCCGAUCCCUCCACUCGCCUCUACAAUCCCUACCAAAACUACGACCUUCCCAUCAAAUCUCAAUACCUCUACAAGCUCCCUACCUCUCCCGAGUUCCUCUUCACCGAAGAAGCUCUCCACCAACGCCGCUCCUGGGGCGAGAACCUCACCUUCUACACCGGCUCCGCUUACCUCGCCGGAUCCGUCUCCGGCGCCGCCUCCGGACUCUUCUCCGCCGUCAAGAGCUUCGAGCCCGGAGACACCACCAAGCUCAAGGUCAAUCGGAUCCUCAACUCCUCCGGCCACUCCGGCCGCGUCUGGGGAAACAGGAUCGGUGUGAUCGGUCUGAUCUACGCAGGGAUCGAGAGCGGCGUCGUCGCUGUCACCGAUCGGGACGAUGUCUGGAGCAGCGUCGCGGCGGGACUUGGCACCGGCGCCGUAUACAGGGCAGCUCGAGGCGUACGGUCGGCAGCGGUGGCGGGAGCACUCGGAGCGGUAGCCGCCGGAGCUGCGGUUGCUGGGAAACAGAUCUUCAAGAGAUACAUACCGAUAUGAAUUCGAAGGCGAUCUAUGUGAGUUCAUAUAUUUUCCAUAUUCUUCGAUUCGCAAGACCUUGUUUUGGGUGUGACCCAAAACAUCAUUCUUUUUUCUGGAACAAAUGAAACAAUGAUCAGUUUUUUUUAUUGUGCGUGUGGAGAUUUUAGAUGCGAUGUGUUGAAAGAUCAACCGAAUAACUUUAGGGGGAAACAAUUCUACGAAAUUCUGACGUUUAUAUAUUGAAGAAAGAGUGAUCGGUGUUCGAUCAAGACUGUGUUUUGAUGACCAAAUUCUAUUAUGUGUUUAUACAUUUGGUUGGGUUGAUGAUGAUGA